UUAACUUAGAUAGUCCCAUCUCUCUCUGCGAGCAUCUCAGUUACAAAAUUCCAUUCGAAGAACCCAUAUCGAAGUCAACCAUGGCCCGAAGUAAACUUCCCGUUCUGGCUAAGCAGUUCUUGGCAGAGGCCUUGGGAACCUUUCUGCUUGUUCUUUUCGGAGACGGGGCCAUCGCUCAAUAUAAAGCCCAAUUGGCCUCAGUAACACCCACAGUAUUCCCCUCAGUAGCUUGGGGCUAUGGAUUGGCGCUCAUGAUCGGUAUUCUGGUUAGUGGGGGAGUGUCCGGAGGGCACUUGAACCCAGCCGUCACCUUGGCAAUGGCGUGCCUAAAGAAGUGUUCUUGGAAGCAACUCGUUGUCUACUGGCUAGCUCAAUAUUUGGGUGCUCUGUUGGGAGCGGCACUAUUAUUCGGGCUUUACUUUGAUGCAAUCAAUGAACUACCAAUUAGUGAUGCGAGCGCGGCUGGCAUUUUCGCUUCUUUUCCCGGCAUGAGUGAUCUUAACAUUGGUACUCUGAUUGCUGAUCAGCUCGUGGGAACUGCUCUUCUCCUGAUUAUCAUCCUAGCGGUCACAGACUCGAGAAAUAUGAAUGUGCCAUCUGGCUUGGUGACAAUUCUCAUUGGUUUGGGUCUGACAGCUAUUCAUCUCAGUUUUGCAUUCAACUCCGGUUGCGCCAUUAAUCCUGCUCGUGAUCUCUCGCCGCGUGUUAUUAGUCUUCUUUACAUGUCCUCCGCUUUUGCUGCCUACGACUACUUUUUCUGGAUCCCAUUGAUCAUUCCUCAUGUCGGGGCUGUGUUUGGAGCCGUUAUUUAUUAUUUUGGUGUCGAGAUGCAUCAUGAGCCUGAUACACUAACGUAAUGAAAAGUAACGAAUGAGA
This is a messenger RNA of Tigriopus californicus, 876 nucleotides long. Its product is annotated as aquaporin-9-like. The coding region runs from base 81 to 857 and encodes 258 amino acids. The transcript is spliced from 2 exons. The record is from RefSeq and is a predicted model, not a curated record. Gene Ontology annotation, biological process: water transport; glycerol transmembrane transport. NCBI's taxonomy places the organism in Eukaryota, Metazoa, Arthropoda, Copepoda, Harpacticoida, Harpacticidae. Gene Ontology annotation, molecular function: water channel activity; glycerol channel activity. Gene Ontology annotation, cellular component: basolateral plasma membrane; plasma membrane.